CGUCAUCAUAACACUACUCUGCCAAGACGAAGAACCGCGCGGCGAUCCAUCCGCUAUCAACCACAAUGUUGCGCCCGCACACGGGAUCCAAGCAAAGCUCUCUUCAUCCCGAUCCACCAAGAACAGAAAAUCAUACUGCCGAGGGAAUUCAAGAGACAAGUCUUUGUUUGAGUGACCAUUAGAGAAUAGAUCCUACUAGAAGAGGUGUUUAUAGCUAUAAGUUUGUGGAACCUUAUUUGAAUACAUUGAGAGGAUUGGGAGCUCGCCUGGUUUUCAGCAAUAAAUACAAGUUCAAGGACGCCUAUAGGAAUCUCCUAGGCAUGCUUAACACUGAGGUCAACAUUAUAGCUCUUCACACUCUAGUGCAGUUCUACAACCCUCCUUUGAGAUGAUUCACAUUCCAGGAUUACCAAUUGGCUCAUACUUUGGAGGAAUAUUCACACAUUCUGGGGAUUGAGAUUAAGGAACAGGCUCCCUUUGUCCCUACAAAGGAACUUCCUAAGCCUUAACAUCUAGCUGAAAUCCUUCACAUAGGGAAGAAGAAGGUGAAGCUCAAUCUUAAACCUAAGGGUGGGACCCAUGGGUUUGCCUUGAAGUUUCUGGUUGACAAGGCUAUUGCAUUUGCUGAAGCUGAGAGUUGGGAUGCCUUCAAAACUAUCUUUGCUUUGAUCAUAUAUGGGAUCGUGCUAUUCCCAGACAUGGAAAACUUUGUUAACUUGGCUUCUAUCUACCUCUUCAUGGCCCAGAAUCCCGUUCCUACUCUUCUUGUUGACAUAUACUAUUCCAUCCACAUGAGGAAUGAGAAGAAGAAGGGGACUAUCGUGUGUUGUACCCCUCUGUUGUAUAGAUGGUUUAUUUUGCAUCUACCCAGCAAGGGUCCUUUUGUUGACAACAAGGGAAAUCUGAAAUGGUCUCAAAGGAUCAUGUCCCUCACAACUGAAGACAUCUCCUGGUAUUCUAGAGUUUAUGACGGUGUUGAGAUCAUCAUGGAUUAUGGUAAUUUCCCCAAUGUACCUGAUCGGUCACCAUUUCCAUUGAACUCCCGCCGUUAAUUCGACAUAUUGUCAUCACUUUGGUAAGAUUUAUGUUUGUUUUUAGUUGCUUUGGAGUCAUUUAUCAUGUUUUGUUGGUUUGGUAUCGCAUUGCAUUCGAUUAUAAGUUUAUGUCAAAAAGAUCUCGUUUAUGCUUCGUUUGGUAGUGUCAUUGUUACAGGCCAUUGCACAGGUUUAAAAGCAAGAAUGGUGAAGUUAUGGACACUCUGAAAGGCAAAAAUAUGAAGAAACAGUCGGUCAACACGGGCACCCGUGUGCCACAACACUGCCCGUGUUGUUGAUCAGGUAGAGCAAAAGAGGAGAAGAAAAACAGAGAUCAACACGGGCACCCGUGUGUCACUACACGGCCGUGUUGAUUAAAACAGUGCAUUAACACGGGCACCCGUGUGGGGGAACACAGCCCGUGUUGUUGCCUCUGUAGCUUGUGCUGAAAAUAAUUAAUUAUGGAGAACAACACGGACACCCGUGUGGUGACACACGGCCGUGUUGAUUGGACGCAGCUUGGAAAACCUAAUUUUUGCUUUGUGAACCGAUUCUGCUCAUUAAGGGUAGUUUGGACCUUUUGCUUGGAAGAGAUGCAUCUGAAGCUAUAAGAAAGCUUGGAAGAGAAAGAAGAAGGCACCUUUUGACAGACGAAAGAAAAGAUUGCAUUGGAGAAGAUAGCGAAUACGAAGGAUUUGAAGACGGCGAGAUUCAAGGGCAUCAACCAUUGAAGAUCAAACUCUCCUGAUUCUUUGUAAUGUCUAAUCUUUACAUUAUGAGUUCUUUAAGUACUAUGAGAGGCUAAACCCCUAUAUGCUAGGGGGGGUGGUCCUGAUGUUAUCGCAUGUUAUGAAUUUGAACCAAUGAUUUCUUGAUUACUAUGUUACGUAUUUCAAUUCAAUUGUGUGAUGUUAUUAUGCUUUUGUAUCGGACAAAUACAAAUUGAUCUAUGACUUCCAAUAACAGGAUUGUGAUUGUUAGGGUUUUCACACAAUUGAGUUUAUGAAUGCAUCAUCUAGGACUAGUAACUUUCGUAAAUCACCGUAAACCUCGAUAUUUUGUAUGAUUAAAACCAAUGAUUAAUUGAAUGGACAUUUGAGUAAGAAUUGGUAGUUUAAUAGUUUCUUCCUUAAGGACUUAAGUAAGAACAUUCUGAGGUUAGGUGAUUGAAUGUUUCAUAUGUAUUAAGGAAAUCUUGACUAAAUUCAUAACCGGUUAACUCAACCGCUCACCCUAGCAUCUUUUAUCUUAAUCAAUUAUUUUUACUCUUUGUGUGUUUACUAUUAUAAAUUCCCAAACAACCCAACCAUUAUCUUUUUGUUCUGAUAGAAUCAAAUUAAAAUAAGUAUUUCCUACGCAAUCCUUGAGAUCGAUACUUGGAAAUAAAACUCCUUAUUACUACAUCGGUAAAAAUAGUACACUUGCUAUUUUUUCGAUCAAGUUUUUGGCGCCGUUGCCGGGGAUUGCCAAACUACAUAUUUUAAUUUCUAUUCUAUCGAAAUUUUGUUGCUCGCCAACUAAAAUUUUAUCUGUGACAAUUUUGUUAUUCAAUUCUAAUAUUUGUCUAACUUGUGUAUGCGAGCUAAGGCCUCAACAGAUUUUUCUUUUGACGCAGAUCCCGAAAGAACUCUUCGCGCUAGACUAAGACAAGCUAAGCGAGAAAAACUGGAAAUAGCAGAAAAAGCAGAGAAGGAAGUUGUUGCAGUGCACUCAGAGAAUUCAGAUUCAGAAGCAGAAACAACUCCCGAGGUCAUGGCUGCAAAACCACCACCACCAGAGAGACUUCUCGGUGACUAUGGUGGAAACAACACUCCGGGUGGUCGUAUGACAAUUGUAAACCAACCGGUAAAUGUAGACCAAUUUCAGCUGCAUCCCAGCACAAUUAAUCAACUUGAAAGGCGGUCAUUUUCUGGAAGAGUGAAUGAAGAUGCCAACAAGCAUCUCCAAAGGUUUUUGACUAUGAGCACAACGCUGAAAAUGCCUGGACAUAAUGAAGAAGCAAUAAGGCUUUGUAUGUUCCCGUUCACUUUAACAGAUGAAGCCGAAGAGUGGUUCUAUUCCUUACCGGCUGGCAGUAUCACUACAUGGGAGCAGAUGGAAACAACAUUCUUGCAGGAAUAUUUUCCCGCAUCUGUGUCAUUGUGGAAAAGAUAUGAAAUCCUAAACUUCAAGCAGAAGGAGGGUGAGUCACUAGGAGAUGCCUACAAACGAUUCAAGAGAAUCCUAGUGGCUUGUCCUACUCACAACAUGGAUGAAAUUGAACAAAUGCAAAUGUUUGUCAAUGGUCUUCGAAUUCAAACGAGACAAAUCCUUGAUUCAGCAGCUGGUGGCUCAGCCAACUUUGCAACAGCCACCGGUAUGAAGAAGAUAAUUGAAGCUAUUUCCUCGAACGAGCAUUUAGAGUUAUAUGACAGGGUAUCAAGCAAAUCUGCAGUUAUUGACUUGAAGCUGGAAACAAAUAAACAGGUGAAAAUUGAAGAAGCUGUUGCUGUAGAGGUAGAGAAAAGGUUGAGAGCACUAAACAUAGGUGCUCAGAAAGUGGCUCAAGUGCAACAGGCACCGAGUGAAGUGUGUGACAUUUGCAAUGGACCAUACAAUACUGUUCAUUGUUUUGCAACACCACAACAAAUCGAAGAUAUAAAAUUUUUAAAGCAGAACAAUCCCUACUCCAACACAUACAAUCCGGGGUGGAAAAAUCAUCCCAAUUUUGCAUGGAAAGAUCAAAGAGGGAACGUGCAACAACAGCACAGGGUCAAUAUCAAAAUCAAUAUCAGCAGCAACAACAACAGGUACCUAAGAAGGCAAAUUGGGAGAUUGCAAUUGAAAAGAUGGCAGCUCAAAAUAUGCAAUUUAAAGAAGAGACUAGAAACAAUCAGAAAAACACCACUGCCUCCCUAAAGAAUCUCGAAGUUCAGCUGAGGCAGAUAGCACAGCAACUGGCAAGUUCUCGAACACCAGGUUCCCUACCAAGUGAAACAGUUCAAAAUCCUAGAGGGCAGGAGAAUGUUAAUACUGUCACGACGACAGAGAAAAAGGCUGCUAAAAAGAAAAAAAUUAUAUCACCGAGCGAGCCGACUAAAGAAGAAACUACAAAAGAAACUAAACCGGUGAUUAAGUUGCCCUACCCUCAGAGAAUGACAAAGAAGGAACCUAGUGAGUCAGACUUGGAGAAAUUCAUGACAAUGUUCAAAAGGAUUGAGGGUCAUAUGGCCUUGUUUGAAGCACUUGAAAGGAUGCCCAUGUACAAGAAAUUCGUGGAAGAGGUAAUGGCUGAAAAGAAACCAACCACUAAAGAACAGGUAUCUGGUAAGGAACAAUAUAAUGCAAACUCCCUGGAGCAGAACAUUCCUAACAAACAGAAGGAUCCAGGAACCGUCACAGUACCAUGCACAAUCAAAGAAAGAACCUUCAAAAAGGUACUAAUAGAUUCGGGAGCUAGUGUGAAUUUGAUGCCAUUAUCAGUCUAUCACAGGCUGGGUAUUAAAAACAUCAGUGAUAUAAAGACCAAUCUGAAGUUUGCGGAUCACUCAAGAAAAUAUGCAUAUGGUAUAGCUGAAGAUGUGCUGGUAACAAUAGCGGACUUGACUUUCCCAGUCGAUUUUGUAAUCCUAGACAUACCUGAAGACAAUGAGGCACCCAUCAUUCUGGGUCGACCUUUCAUGAAGACGAGUCGAUGCAAGCUCGACAUGGAUGAGUGCACGUUAACCUUGAAAGUUCACAACAAGGAAAUAACAUUGAAUGCUAUUGAAAACCAGGAGAUGGAGGAAGAUACAAAAUCUCAGUAUCAAGUAGGCUUAAUCAGGACAUUGAAUAUUAUCAAAGGCUCACCACUGCCAGUAGCCACCCGAAAUGGAAAGAUUCCUAACACUGAAAGGAUAGUUAAAAAGGAAUCGUGGCACAAAGGAGUCCACACUGAUAAAAGAGACAACGUCCGUGUUGUAGACAAGAGGUGCAACAAGGUUUUGAACCUGAAAUACCCCCCAUGAUAAGGGAAAUGAACCCGUCGAGCCAUGCGACGUUAAACGAAGCGCUUCGUGGGAGGCAACCCACGUGUUUGAUUUCUAAUUUAUUUUGUUUUUAUUUUUCUUUGUUUGUGCUAAAAUUUUGUGUAGGGGAGGAGGAGAAUUAAAAGGGCAAAGUCACAAAUACCUCCAAAUGGAAGGAAACCACACAAGUGCAGUAAACCAACAGUAGUCGCUGUGAGUCCCCUUUGUAUCUGGAUUUAAACAUUGAGGUCAAUGUUUAGUUCAGGUGUGGGGGGGGGGGGGUCCUUUCAUGUUUUAUUUCCAUCGCUUUUGUUUUUGUUGUCGUUGUAUUGUUUUUGUUUGUUUUCGUUGUUUACUUGUGUGUACAGAGUGAUGAGAAAUGGUUGGACAAAUCCGGGAUCAAUGGUAGUGGAUGAAAGACACCCCUCAUACUUAUUCUGAUAAGGCACCCCAGAAGUUGAUGCAACCAUGAGAAAGUAAAGUCGGACACAAUUUGGUGACACUGGACCAAGAGAGCGGUAUGGUAGAACCGAAUCAGAAAAGAAACCACAUGACACGAGGAGGCUUCAGAACUUGUAAGGCUAACCAACAUGGUGAGAUUACAAAAAGCCAGACACUAAAUAUCAGCAUGAGAGUUCAGCCAGGUAUGACUUUAUCACUCUGAUUUUGCGUAUGUCCUGUUGACACGUCACAGCAUGACAACACACACUGAGGCAAGUUGUUUGUUUAGCCAGGGCCUUUCUAACCAUCCCUAUCUGUAUGUUUCCCUUCGUGAACCCCGUUGAGCCUUAGCCAUUUUAUUCAUCAUAAACCCCCUGUUAACUAUUAAGCAUUUAUUCAUCAUAAACCCCCUGUUAACUAUUAAUCAUUCAUUUUUUUCCAUAACUCGGUAUGAUUGUGUGAAUUGCAAAAUGUGCAAGAAAACUAAGUUUGGGGUGGAAAUCUUGAAAGAGAAGCAAGUGCAUAAUAAGAGAUCAUACAAAAAGAAAUAUAGUAUGUAUUUUCUUUAAAAGAAAAAAAAGAGAGAAAAAAAGAGAAAAGAAAAACAAAAGAGAAAAAUGCACUUGCCGAGACUUAAGACUCUAACACAUAUGAAAUGCUCGGAAAAUUCGAGUAGGAAAAGAGUCAAAAGAGUGAAAUUAACCCCCAGAGUAUACGUGAUGCACGAGAAAAAAGAGAAAGAAAAAUCACACAACAUGACUACCGAGUUCAAAACCCUUUGUUAUCCAAUUUUUUGUUUAUCCCACCGUACCCAAGCCCCGUUACAACCUAAAAAGACCUCAAAAAGUGUGUGGAAUCUGCUGUGGUAGUGACAUUAGAAUGUAUUCAAAGUUAAGAGUUUGGUAUUGCAUACUGUGUGUAGUACCUCAAAUUUGCACCCUGCAUUUUGUACAUACAUUUUCAUAUUAGGUCAUUUAACAUAACAUAGGCCACUGCAUAGCAUUGCAUUGUCCUUUUGCCCAAGUGCAAGCCCAUCAGACAAAAUUAGGUCAAACUGGUCAGGAGAUCAGUCAGUCAAGCAAGCAAGUGCAUUUUCCAAUGAGACAAGGCCCUAGGGUUGGUCCAACAUGUUCACAUGACCUAGGGGUCCUUUUGGAGUGUUUUGGUCAAGGUUUGAAUGCUCAGAAGUCAUCAGUCAUGGCCCAGUUCACCAGAAACCCUAGAAAGUCAACUGUUGGUCAACUGGGCAUUUAAUCAGGGAUUUGAUGGUGGGAAUUGGUUUGAGAGGCCUCAUUCAUGUCCAUAUAAGCCUCAUAUAACAUGUCAAGCAUCAUCAUUGAAGAAUUUGAAGCCAGACAAGAAAUUUCCAAAAAUAGAAAGUUGACCUGUAAUUGGAAUUUGCCAAAAAUGGAAAGUCUUGAUCCUCAAACUUACAUCAUGAUACAAGCUUCAAAUGAAUUUUUGCCCAACAUGAAAGUUGAAGAUCUUGUUCUCCCAUUUCCAAAAAGUCCAAGAACACUCAAUUCCCAUGUAUGGUUGGCAAGUUAUGAUCAAAUCAUUUUCAGAAAUUUUUGAACUUCAAAAGGCCAUAUCUCUCAAACCAUUUGGCCAAAUUGGGUGGGGGUUUUUUUGCAACAAAUCACAUUUGAUCCCCUCUUUCCAAAUAUGUCAUCAUCAUUCACCAAAACAUCACCAAUCAAAAUGGCAUUUUUGGAAUGGCAUGAAUUAAUUCAAGUGUAGUAAAAAAGUGACUUUCCAAAAUAAUCAUUUCUAACCAUUUUUGCCAAUUGAGAAUGUUCAGAAAACUUAUUUUGGUUAUGUUAGAGGCCCAUUUUCGUGCACAUACUUACACCCCACACAAAUGUAAGUUGGUUUAGCAAAAUUCAAAAACAUGUCAUUUUAGCAAAUUGUGAUUACAUUCCAAUUAGCCACACUUAACCAACCUUAAACAGCAUACAAAUAGAUCAUUUUCUUUCUGAAACCAACCCUAGCAGCCUCAUUCACAAACAGAAAAUCCCAUGUUCUCAAAAAACCUUCAUUUUGCAUUUUAGAACUUUUCUCCAAAAACCUUCAAGAACUCGAGCCUUGGUUGGUUGCUGCAUCAUAUACCAUCAUCUUUGAGCCCAUUUCAAGCCUUGUUUCCCAGCUGUAACAUCAUCUUCCAGCUCUGCUACAUCAAGAACUCAUCCCAUGGCAGUUCAAAGUCUGGACCAUUCCAAGCAUUCCUGAGCUUAAAGUCCUCAACCAUCCAUCAAUACAAGCUUGAAGCAACACCUGUUUUAACCUUUUAUGGCCUAAUCAUCACUGAAUCACCAUUGUCUUCCAAAUCAAGUAAGUUUUCGAGUAUCACCAUUUGCUAAAUCUUGAUAUGCAUUAGCUAGGUCUUUGUAUACUGAGUUCAAUGGUGGUCAUGGUUUUGAAAAUGGUUGAAUGAUGAAUGAGAAAUCUGAUUUUUAAGUUGUGUUGAUGAUUAUGUUUUUACUUGAUUCUCCCAUGUUAAGUUGAUUUAAUGAAAAUGGAGUUUGGAUUAUGCAUGUGUGUUGUUUGCUGGUCAUAAUGGUAUGCUCAAUUUACAUUUCUGGGCAAAUAUUUUUUUUCGAUUUUGUGGAUGAAGAUGAAGCUCCACUGUAGCAGCAAACCCUAAUUUCAUGGCUGCCCAGAAUUUGUUUUACGUACGUUGCAUGUUGUUGCUACUGUUCCAUUGCCUGGCCAAUCAAAACAUUUCGUCCUCUUGCCUUAUGCGCAGCGUUUUGUUAAGUUGUCCCAGUAUUUACAUUAUUGCCACUGCCGUGCCAUUUGUCCCAUUUAAUUCAUGUUAUUUCACAAUAUUAUUUCAUUUUUGAUCCAAUCUUACAAAAUUCAUAAGUCCAUCAUUUUUAAUCCAAAAUUCAUGGGAUUUUUUGCAUCAUGUUCAUCACAAUCUCUAGUUUUUUAUCAUGUAUUUUCCAGAAUUUUUGCAUGAGUAUAUUUUAAAUGGUGCUAGGGUUUUGUUCAUGUGCUCAUAUUUUGUACACUUUGCCAAAACAUUUGUGAAAUGGUGAUGCAUUAUCCAAUGGCUUUGAAAUUUUUUGUGAUUAAACUAGACACAUUCAUGGUGAUUUUGGUGUAGAGUUUAUGAAUUUAUCAUCUCUGGUUGUUGAGUUAUGAUUUUUUGAAGUAGGGUGUGACAAUUUGUGUCACACCAUUGAUGUGCAACUUGAUGAUUUUCUAUACCAUGCUUCUUGACCUCAAAUUGCUUUGAAUAUUUGCAUGAAUGUACUCUUGAAUGUAUAGUUUACAUGUGAUUUUUCUUCGAAUUGUUUGUGGCAUUUCCUAAUUGUUUGAGAUUUGUCUCCCCUGUUUGGUCUUAUGUUGACUUUUGUGACACAUGCUCCCAUUUCAUUUGUGAAAUUCUCAUACUUUAUUGGAUGGACAUGAAAUUUGAUAUGUGAUUAGUAGACAUCUUAAGCUUUGCCAUGGUUUUGAUCCCAUUCAUUUCUCAUAUGCUAUCACUGAUUUAUGAUUUUUUCAAGUUGAUGCAUGUUUGGUUGACUUCUUUGAGCAUGCUUGAAAUUGCCUUGCCUUUCUGAUUUUCAUUGACUACCUUCCCAUGAUCCAAUUGAGCUGAAAUUUGACAUGCUUACCAUGCUAUGGAUUGUGUUUGAUCAUGAUUUAUUUGAUGAUUUUUGGAAUUGUUUAUGAUUGGUUUUGAGUUGAGUCUUGCUGUUGACUUCUAUGAGCUUCCAUAUGCCAUGCUUUGACUUCUUUUGCUUAUAGAAUGAUGAUGAGGAAUGAUAUUAUUGUGGAACCAAUUGAGUUUGCUUCUUGAUUGUUUGAAUAUGAUUUUGAUUGGAGUUCAUUUGCUGUUUUGACUUUCUCAUCCCCUUUUGAUCCUAGGCUUGCCCUAGUGGUCCUGUUGCUCACAUUUGAGUUCAUGUUUUCAGGUUAAGCAACAAUUACCCAAUGAGACCAAUAAAAAUUGAUUGAUGCUUGUUUGUUUAUCAUGACUAACUUGUUUGUUUUGUAGGUUACUUGGCUCACAUGACUUGAACCUUGUGCAUUGCACAUUUAUCUGCUUGUGUUGACUGUUAACCUUUGUUUCAUUCUGAUUUAACUUUGACUUGUAUACUAACUGUGCUUGAUUGAUUUCAGGAACUUUAGUUGCUUUUAGUUCCUUGUGAACUUUGCUUUGCUUUGCUUAAGAGCAAUUUGCAUUGAGGUGUCAACCGGUGCGCGUAGCUCUUCCAUUCAGACAUACAGUCAAACUCAACAAAUCCAAGCUGAUGGAUCUUCCCAACGCCGACAUCCUUGAACUGAAAGAGAAGAUGGGAGAGCUGAUCAAUGUCAUGCAAGAGUUCGCCUUGGGGCAGAAAGCAAUUGCCGGGAAGGUGGGGAGGAUUGAAGACUGGCUGAGGAAGGGGGGAAUACAAGGAAAUGCUUUGUUGUCUAGACCGAAGAAAUCCUUUAGUGACGACCAGCGCAAGGAUGAGGGUGAAUCCAGUGCUGUGUAUGCCCAGAGAGGACACUGUAGGGGUCGUUACUACCAGCACACUGCUGCAGUAACCAUCCCUGCUGGUAAUCAGUCAAUCCGACAGCAACCUCAGCCAACUCCCCAGAAAGCACAAGGAGCUGGGAACCAAGUGAGAGGAAAGGGGGUCGAUCGCCAUUUUGACAAGCCACCCAUGCCGUAUGCUGCUCUGUUUAAAAGGUUGAUGGAUCUUGGGUUGGUUCGAUAAAGGAUGUUAGCUCCAUUGAGAUCAGAUCAGAGGCCACCCAACUAUGAUGAGAACGCCAGGUGUGAAUUCCAUUCUGGUGCGCCUGGGCAUAACAUUGAGGGGUGUAGAGCCUUUAAGCAUACUGUCCAAGACCUAGUGGAUUCCAAGGCCCUCAAUUUUACACUAUCACUGGAUGUUAAUGCCGAUCCCGUGCCAGUGCAGGGUCAGGUGAUGGGGGGUGUGAUCGCUGAAAAUUCAGAUCGCGUCUGUGCGGUGGGGGAAGAGACUGACAGUGACUGUGAACUGGAGUCAUGGAUAAAAUCGUGCGCGGCAGGGAACUGGAAGGCUUAAAAAGAUCAGCACUGUAACUCAUCCUGAAGAGUAGUACUUUCUUGUUUUCAGUUUUAUUUGCAUGAAAGCCAUACGUGUUGCCCGACACGUAAUGGUCCAUUGUAAGGGCCACCUCAUGUUUCAUUUUGCAACAUUUCUGCAUCAUUAAUAAAUGGAUGUUUUUUUUUUCAAUCAAAAAACCGGUGUUCCCUGUUUUUCAUUUAUUUUUGCAGUUUUAAAAACAAAUAAAAAUGGUAAUGUUUAUUUUCAUUUUUCCCUUUUGAUUUGUCUCGUUCCAACUUCGACAAGUAAUUCUUCGGAUCUCAUUGAUAACAAUUUGGUUACACCUCGUAUGACUUCGACAAUCCGAUCUAUCAUGCCGAAGAAGAAGGCGAAGAAGAUUGUGAUCUGCUGGAAUUAACCAAGUUGUUGAAACAAGAGGAGAAGGUGAUUCAACCACACGAGGAGCGAGUCAAGAUUGUCAUCCCAAGUGCCGCCGAGAUCAGAAGGGAAAUGAAAGUUGAGGCCGCUUCAGAGACAAGCCAAGAACAGGAUGGUAUAUGUGCGCCUGGUUGUAUCUAGAUACACCAAGGUAGGAUACCAAUGUUGUGGAGGCACGAGCUACCAUGGAGAGAAGACUGUCCUCCAGUGAAGCGGAAACCGGUGCUAAAAGAUGAGAAUGUGUGUGGACUGCUGAGACGUGAAUAGAGCUAGUUCGAGAGAUGAAUUCCCGGUACGUCACAACGAGGUAUUGGUUGAUUAUAAUGCUCAGUUUAUCUUCAUGGAUGGCUUCUUGGCCGAGACCAGAUUGAACUGUUGCCAGAUGAUAUGAAGGAAACCAUGUCCAUCACACGAGGGGCACCUUCUGGUUAUAAGAUGAUGUCGUUCAGUAUCGAGAAGGCCGGUGCCAAGUAUCAGAAGUCUAGGGUGACUUUGUUUCAUGAUAUGAUUCAUCGUGAAAGCAAAUGCCAUGUUGAUGACAUGAUGGCAAAGUCCCAAGCAGAAGAGGGGCAUCCGGUAGAUCAAGUUGUUUGACAGGUAGAGAUAACUCAUACUGUUGAGUUCGAAUUAGCGCACUUAUGGAGUGCUAUCCAGCAAGCUGCCGAGGCAUGUUGUAAAUCAGAGGAAUCAAGGUUGAUCCUGAAAAAAAAAAAAAAAAGAGGGGAUAAAUUGCAGGAACUUCUGAUUCCGAUGCUUCCCAGGGGGAUGAUUGUUAACCUGGUACUCGGUAGCCCUCGAGAGGUCUAUGAGGUGCGUACUAAGUCAGCAUGACUAGUCUUGUCGAAAAGAGUAUGCAAUUUACCUAAGCAAAAAGUUUAUCGACGGUGAAACAAUACACUCACUGUUCGAAAAAACUUGAUGUACUUUGGCAUAGGCUGCUCGCCGACUGAGACAGUGUAUGCUGAUUCAUACCACUUUGUGGAUAUCCAAAAUGGAUUUGGUUAGGUAUGUGUUUGAAAAGCUAGUAGCAACCCAUGGAAGGUUAUCAACCAAGGAAGUUUGAGGUCCCUGAUGAGGACAUCUCGAGGUACUCAAAUCGAAAGAUUGAGAGUGACCGAUCCCGGAGGAGGGGCCUGGCCCUGAAUCCGAACGGAUUCCGAUGUCUGAUGGGGAAGUUAAAGUGAAUGAGGUAGUGCUUCCCGAAUCACAGUUGGUUGCACCAACAAUGGCGGCUGAACAUAAAGUCUGUAUCUUGGAUAUCGAACCUUGAGAUGUGCAUCUAUUUGGGGCAGUGACUUCCUCACAGAUAUAUGAGAAAUCAGAGAAGACUGAAUGGAUAAGGACUCGAAUGACAUGUUGAGUCCAACUGAGGAAAGAGGGCUGACAGUUACUUGUCAUGGGGCGUUGUACCCAGUGAAUGAAGCGUAUUGUUGACUGAGAAGUGUGACCUCGAGCGUACCACGUGGAAGAAUUGGUUGAAAAGGAUCCUUCCUCCUCAAGACGAUCGUGGGGCAGAUGGAUAAACAGUUAUGAGUGUCUCAUUCGUGGUCAAGAAGGUUUUCUCAGACCAGGCCAUGUUGUUGAUGACCACGGAUGACGAAGAUUUUCCAUCCACUAUGAGUGCGGAUGCAGUUAGAAAAUACUUCGUGAAGGAGACCCGCUGGACAAAAAGAAUAAAGAGUCCAGGCAAAAAUGGGCAUCCCGGCGAACCAAGAAAAAAGAGAAAAAGGUUCGGGCAAAAGUUAGGGAUAAUAAAAGAAAAGAACUGUACACCCGGCAAGUUGAAAACCCGCAAGGGCGACUUGGGCAAAAAAGGGUAUCCCGGUGGACUAAAACCCGAAAGGGAGGUCCAGGCAAAAGAGGGAAUGAAACGAACAACUGCGUCCAGCAUGAUCAUUUGUGCUCAUGAUGACUUGGAGAAUCUCCGACAGAGACCAAUCGGAAGCAUCUUGUUCAGAAGACAGAAAGUGCGGAAAGUCUUGAGGACAUAUGAGGUGUAAUUGAGUUGGAACCCGAUGAGAUCAUGGUUUCACAUUGCCACUAGGAUAGAGUUUUUUCUGUUGUAUGCAAUCACCUCUUUCCAGGGUUUGCUUCCUGUGUGUUGCUCGAUUGUGAGCCAUCUUUUGUUCCAGUCAAUAAAGCAUGUGUUCGGUCCAAUAAAUUUUGUUGUUGUGUCAUUACCGCUUUGAUUAUGAAAACAUCCAUUCGUUUUGAUAAGAAUAUUUGCAUUUUAAAACAUAGAGGUCCCUUCGAUGCAUGCUUAUGAGGUUGAAAUCUGGAAAUCUUACUCGGAAGUUUGAGUGACCUAAGUGUUGAAAUAUCAGAACACCUGGGGCAUACCUGGGGCACGCUUUUAUCUAACGAUCUCUGCUGCAGAGCCAGAUCAGGGGCAAGGGAUAGUUGAACGGUGAAAAGACAGUGAAGGAUUACGACGACGGUCCCAGAAAGAUAAUCAAGAAGACUCUUCAAAGUCUAAGGACUGGAAAGUUUGUAUGAUCCCAGGGAUUCGAUCUUCGUGGGAUGAAUCAGAAAAGUCCAGGCGAGUCUGGGAGUUCUCAAAAGUGGAACGCCGACACUGUGGGUGGACGAUGAAUGCCUCUGUUCGACGAAUCGACAGGUGUUCCGUGUCCAAUGAGUUGUAUUUCCCCAGUAGGUGUGAGAGCGUUACCUCCAUAACAGAUUUGAGAUCAGUGUCUCCUCAGCGAGCCCGAAGGUUACUGCCUUCCCAGUAGGGUUUGUGUUGAUGGUUUUCCCUCAGCGAGGUCCCCAAGCGGAUCGGGUUCGGAGAAAAUCAUCCCUAGUAGAGAUAGGAAUGGGUUGCCUCCCCUAGCAGGGUAAUCUCCAAGCAGUUUGGGUUCGAUGGAGUGCAUCCCCAGCAAGGUUUGUCUUUCCCCAGCAGGAUGGAAGUUGACAUGGUUAUAGGAUCCUCAACACAGUUCCUGGAGUUUCCCGGUGUUGUCUCUAGAGGAGACGUGUGUUUAUGCAUUCAUCAUUUAGAUAAGCAUAGCAUAUUGCAUCAUUAGUGCAUAGCGUUUCCAUGAUCAUGGGGCAUUGUGUAAAGCAAGAAAAAACUCAUGCAUCAACAUUGCAAGCAUAUCCAUUAGCCCUAGGCCGUGGUGACCAGCCGAGAUUGGGUUGUUGGAAAGAGUUUAGCAUCGCACCAUGGGAUCGGCUUCAGAAUUGGGUUCAUCAGCAUGUUUGAGAGGUUGGUGCUUUCCCAACAGGUGACUCCUUAGUUGAGUGGGUAUCCCCAGCAGUAUUACUCCCCGAAGUUGGCAGCAUCUUGCAAGCUUGGGUCCAUUCCCUUAGCAGAAGUGGGUGUGUCUGAUCUCUCCAUGUAGAGUCUACCCCUUAAGCAGAAAGUGUCUACCAUUUCCUUCUGCGCUCCCCACUGAGUUAUAUCCUCGUGGAUGACGGUUGUUUCUGUUCCCUCCCUAAUGGGAUGGGUUUUCCCUAUUGAGUUCUUUCCUCAUUAGGAUGAGUCCUGUUUCAGUCUGCCUUUUUGGAUCGAUCCUAAAUUGGCUUCCUGUUGGCUGUCUCCCGUGCUUCCCUGGGGCAUAAAUGAAUAGUCGCUCACUAACCAGCACUCAUUCAUCUUAUCCUCAGUGGAAUUUGUUGGCUUCUACCUACGAACCGGUAGUUGUAAGUCCUAUCUUUGUGGUUUUCUACCUACUAGCUGGUAGUUGUAAAAUCCCACUUUCAUCCCCUUGUUGGAGUUAACCCUUUGUGCUCAUCCUAUUGAUGAUUGGUUACUUUUCUGUGGUUUUCUGCCUACUAACCGGUAGAUGUAAUCCCCUCUUUGCAGUUAUCAGUAUCCGGUUUGUGAUAUUGAUAUUCUUUCCCCUCUGGAUACUUGCCUUGAUCAAGCAGUAUUGUCCCCAUUGGGUCUUCCCCUUCUUUUUGGAUAUUUGCUUAGAGUUAGCAACUUUAUCCUCUUUUGAUUGGUCAUCUUUGCAUACCUAGUCCUGGUACCGAUGCCUUUCUUGUCGGUCGAUUAUUCAUUUAACAACCUACAACCCGGUUAUGGAUAAUCUUCCAUGCGAGUGUAUUAUCUACGUUUUGACGGCUAUAGAUAAUAUAUAUCAUGCACUCUUUGGUCAAUCUUUCGAUUGUUAUCUCCAGCAGAGUAAGAUUCGUAUUCCUUGUGGAAUCGAAUGUCCAUCCUUUAACAAGUUUGCUUUCGCUCUCUUCAGGAUGUUUUCGGUCGUUUAUCCAUUUAACAACCUACAACCCGGUUAUGGAUAAUCUUGCAUGCGAGUGUAUUAUCUACGUUUUGACGGCUAUAGAUAAUAUAUCUCAUGCACUCUUUGGUCAAUCUUUCGAUUGUUAUCUCCAGCAGAGUAAGAUUCGUAUUCCUUGUGGAAUCGAAUGUCCAUCCUUUAACAAGUUUGCCUUCGCUCUCUUCAGGAUGAUGUCGGUCGAUUAUUCAUUUAACAACCUGCAACCCGGUUAUGGAUAAUCUUCCAUGCGAGUGUAUUAUCUACGUUUUGACGGCUAUAGAUAAUAUAUCUCAUGCACUCUUUGGUCAAUCUUUCGAUUGUUAUCUCCAGCAGAGUAAGAUUCGUAUUUCUUGUGGAAUCGAAUGUCCAUCCUUUAACAAGUUUGCUUUCGCUCUCUUCAGGAUGUUUUCGGUCGUUUAUCCAUUUAACAACCUACAACCCGGUCAUGGAUAAUCUUCCAUGCGAGUGUAUUAUCUACGUUUUGACGGCUAUAGAUAAUGUGUCUCAUGCGCUCUUGGGUCGAAGUCGUCCUCCCCAGUCGAGUAAGAUUCGUAUUCCUCGUGAAUCGAAUGUCCAUCCUUUAACAAGACUGCUUUUCUAAGCCCUCUUCAGGAUGUUGAGUGUUUUGGAACACAAACCAAUUCACGCUUUGGCCAGUCACCCAUUUCAUACCUACAACCCGGUAUCCUUGGCACUCAGGCCAAUUUUCCGGUAUCCAGACCGAAGAAGUUUCCGACGAUCAGGUUGAUGUACUUAUGGCACUCAGGCCAAUUUUCCGGUAUUCAGACCGAAGUGGCAUUCAGGCCAAUUUUCCGGUAUUCAGACCGAAGAAGUUUCCGACGAUCAGGUCGAUGUACUUAUGUUUUUUCCGGUAUUCAGACCGAAGAAGUUUCCGACGAUCAGGUCGAUGUACUUAUGUUUUUUCCGGUAUUCAGACCGAAGAAGUUUCCGACGAUCAGGUCGAUGUACUUAUGAUUUUCCGGUAUUCAGACCGAAGAAGUUUCCGACGAUCAGGUCGAUGUACUUAUGGCACUCAGGCCAAUUUUCCGGUAUUCAAACCGAGGUGGCGUUCAGGCCAAUUUCCGAUGUUUCAGAUCGACAUCAAAUCUCUCAUACACCGAUGCUCAGUAUUCAGACUGACGAGCGGCGCUCAGGACAUGGUUAUCCCUGUGUUACCAUUUAUUUUGGUAUUCAGGUCGACGUUUCUGUUUCGGUAUUCAGACCGAUUUCUUUUUUCCGUUCCAGACGGAUUUUUCUUUCAAGACUGUUUCUUUGCCGAUCCUGACAGGCGGUGUUAAUUAUUUUCCCAGCAGAGUGCAAAUUUCUACUGUUCUUAGUAUUCAAUCUCUGUUUACCCUGAAAGUCUGACAGCCGUUGCUCUCAUCCAUUCGGGUUCCCAGCUGAUUGAAUAGGGGCAGCUGUAGUACCUCAACUUUUGCACCCUGCAUUUUGUACAUACAUUUUCAUAUUAGGUCAUUUAACAUAACAUAGGCCACUGCAUAGCAUUGCAUUGUCCUUUUGCCCAAGUGCAAGCCCAUCAGACAAAAUUAGGUCAAACAGGUCAGGAGAUCAGUCAGUCAAGCAAGCAAGUGCAUUUUCCAAUGAGACAAGGCCCUAGGGUUGGUCCAACAUGUUCACAUGACCUAGGGGUCCUUUUGGAGUGUUUUGGUCAAGGUUUGAAUGCUCAGAAGUCAUCAGUCAUGGCCCAGUUCACCAGAAACCCUAGAAAGUCAACUGUUGGUCAACUGGGCAUUUAAUCAGGGAUUUGAUGGUGGGAAUUGGUUUGAGAGGCCUCAUUCAUGUCCAUAUAAGCCUCAUAUAACAUGUCAAGCAUCAUCAUUAAAGAAUUUGAAGCCAGACAAGAAAUUUCCAAAAAUAGAAAGUUGACCUGUAAUUGGAAUUUGCCAAAAAUGGAAAGUCUUGAUCCUCAAACUUACAUCAUGAUACAAGCUUCAAAUGAAUUUUUGCCCAACAUGAAAGUUGAAGAUCUUGUUCUCCCAUUUCCAAAAAGUCCAAGAACACUCAAUUCCCAUGUAUGGUUGGCAAGUUAUGAUCAAAUCAUUUUCAGAAAUUUUUGAACUUCAAAAGGCCAUAUCUCUCAAACCAUUUGGCCAAAUUGGGUGGGGUUUUUUGCAACAAAUCACAUUUGAUCCCCUCUUUCCAAAUAUGUCAUCAUCAUUCACCAAAACAUCGCCAAUCAAAAUGGCAUUUUUGGAAUGGCAUGAAUUAAUUCAAGUGUAGUAAAAAAGUGACUUUCCAAAAUAAUCAUUUCUAACCAUUUUUGCCAAUUGAGAAUGUUCAGAAAACUUAUUUUGGUUAUGUUAGAGGCCCAUUUUCGUGCACAUACUUACACCCCACACAAAUGUAAGUUGGUUUAGCAAAAUUCAAAAACAUGUCAUUUUAGCAAAUUGUGAUUACAUUCCAAUUAGCCACACUUAACCAACCUUAAACAGCAUACAAAUAGAUCAUUUUCUUUCUGAAACCAACCCUAGCAGCCUCAUUCACAAACAGAAAAUCCCAUGUUCUCAAAAAACCUUCAUUUUGCAUUUUAGAACUUUUCUCCAAAAACCUUCAAGAACUCGAGCCUUGGUUGGUUGCUGCAUCAUAUACCAUCAUCUUUGAGCCCAUUUCAAGCCUUGUUUCCCAGUUGUAACAUCAUCUUCCAGCUCUGCUACAUCAAGAACUCAUCCCAUGGCAGUUCAAAGUCUGGACCAUUCCAAGCAUUCCUGAGCUUAAAGUCCUCAACCAUCCAUCAAUACAAGCUUGAAGCAACACCUGUUUUAACCUUUUAUGGCCUAAUCAUCACUGAAUCACCAUUGUCUUCCAAAUCAAGUAAGUUUUCGAGUAUCACCAUUUGCUAAAUCUUGAUAUGCAUUAGCUAGGUCUUUGUAUGCCGAGUUCAAUGGUGGUCAUGGUUUUGAAAAUGGUUGAAUGAUGAAUGAGAAAUCUGAUUUUUAAGUUGUGUUGAUGAUUAUGUUUUUACUUGAUUCUCCCAUGUUAAGUUGAUUUAAUGAAAAUGGAGUUUGGAUUAUGCAUGUGUGUUGUUUGCUGGUCAUAAUGGUAUGCUCAAUUUACAUUUCUGGGCAAAUAUUUUUUUUCGAUUUUGUGGAUGAAGAUGAAGCUCCACUGUAGCAGCAAACCCUAAUUUCAUGGCUGCCCAGAAUUUGUUUUACGUACGUUGCAUGUUGUUGCUACUGUUCCAUUGCCUGGCCAAUCAAAACAUUUCGUCCUCUUGCCUUAUGCGCAGCGUUUUGUUAAGUUGUCCCAGUAUUUACAUUAUUGCCACUGUCGUGCCAUUUGUCCCAUUUAAUUCAUGUUAUUUCACAAUAUUAUUUCAUUUUUGAUCCAAUCUUACAAAAUUCAUAAGUCCAUCAUUUUUAAUCCAAAAUUCAUGGGAUUUUUUGCAUCAUGUUCAUCACAAUCUCUAGUUUUUUAUCAUGUAUUUUCCAGAAUUUUUGCAUGAGUAUAUUUUAAAUGGUGCUAGGGUUUUGUUCAUGUGCUCAUAUUUUGUACACUUUGCCAAAACAUUUGUGAAAUGGUGAUGCAUUAUCCAAUGGCUUUGAAAUUUUUUGUGCUUAAACUAGACACAUUCAUGGUGAUUUUGGUGUAGAGUUUAUGAAUUUAUCAUCUCUGGUUGUUGAGUUAUGAUUUUUUGAAGUAGGGUGUGACAAUUUGUGUCACACCAUUGAUGUGCAAAUUGAUGAUUUUCUAUACCAUGCUUCUUGACCUCAAAUUGCUUUGAAUUUUUGCAUGAAUGUACUAUUGAAUGUCUAGUUUACAUGUGAUUUUUCUUGGAAUUGUUUGUGGCAUUUCCUAAUUGUUUGAGAUUUGUCUCCCCUGUUUGGUCUUAUGUUGACUUUUGUGACACAUGCUCCCAUUUCAUUUGUGAAAUUCUCAUACUUUAUUGGAUGGACAUGAAAUUUGAUAUGUGAUUAGUAGACAUCUUAAGCUUUGCCAUGGUUUUGAUCCCAUUCAUUUCUCAUAUGCUAUCACUGAUUUAUGAUUUUUUCAAGUUGAUGCAUGUUUGGUUGACUUCUUUGAGCAUGCUUGAAAUUGCCUUGCCUUUCUGAUUUUCAUUGACUACCUUCCCAUGAUCCAAUUGAGCUGAAAUUUGACAUGCUUACCAUGCUAUGGAUUGUGUUUGAUCAUGAUUUAUUUGAUGAUUUUUGGAAUUGCUUAUGAUUGGUUUUGAGUUGAGUCUUGCUGUUGACUUCUAUGAGCUUCCAUAUGCCAUGCUUUGACUUCUUUUGCUUAUAGAAUGAUGAUGAGGAAUGAUAUUAUUGUGGAACCAAUUGAGUUUGCUUCUUGAUUGUUUGAAUAUGAUUUUGAUUGGAGUUCAUUUGCUGUUUUGACUUUCUCAUCCCCUUUUGACCCUAGGCUUGCCCUAGUGGUCCUGUUGCUCACAUUUGAGUUCAUGUUUUCAGGUUAAGCAACAAUUACCCAAUGAGACCAAUACAAAUUGAUUGAUGCUUGUUUGUUUAUCAUGACUAACUUGUUUGUUUUGUAGGUUGCUUGGCUCACAUGCCUUGAACCUUGUGCAUUGCACAUUUAUCUGCUUGUGUUGACUGUUAACCUUUGUUUCAUUCUGAUUUAACUUUGACUUGUAUACUAACUGUGCUUGACUGAUUUCAGGUACUUUAGUUGCUUUUAGUUCCUUGUGAACUUUGCUUUGCUUUGCUUAAGAGCAAUUUGCAUUGAGGUAUAACUUCUUUACUUCAUGUAGUCUGGAAGACCUGGCCUGUUACUUGGCCAGGCAACUGUCUGAAGUCCUCCUUAAGAGGCAAUGUUUGUGGCUGUUUAAUUUUGUCCCUGUACAUAUUCAAAGACCUCCUAAGUGAAGAGGCAAUUGGCAGAACCCAAGGGAUAUGCAAUCUAUCCCCUGCUAUUCUGUGUGUCAUCUGCUCUGCUCACACCACUGUGUUGAUGCAUUGCAGAUACAAACCCAAGAUCUUGUACAAUUGUACAGUUGAGUCAGUUUCAAAUGUGUAGAAGGGUUCCCACUUUCUGGACCCACACAUUCUUGUCUUAAGCUCUCCCAGGCCAGGGAUAAGAGCUGUGAAGUCUCAUCUUCACUCACCUUUCAUCUGCUUCACCUUAGCCCCUCAAUGGCAAGGUUAAGAGCUAAUACUACCCAGUUACAGUGGUUUGUUUGUUGAGGUUGAUAUGACCCCUCGACUAAAACCUAACCUUGUUUGAGCCCAUUGCUUGCAUAUAGUGUGUGCUACUUGUGUUUGUGUGUUUACUUUAGCUUGCUUCCUGUGCAAGUUAGGUUUAGUUUAGCUUGCUUCCUGUGCAAGUUAGGUUUAGUUUGACUUGCUUCCUGUGCAAGUCAGGUGUGGCUUGCUUCCUGUGCAAGUCAUGUUUAGGAUAGGCUUGCUUCCUGUGCAAGUUAGCUAGAAACCUUAACUUAGGGACGAUUUUGCAUGACAACAUCUAGGCUCGAGUCGUAGUCUCCCUAGUGUUGUGUCUCCCUCUGUUAUCUGGUUAGGCUAGUCCUUUGUCCCUCCGUAGGGGAACUACGUCGCCCUGAUCCUCAUACCAGAUGAGGUACGUAGGCAGGAGAUGAGCAGAUCUCUCCGGGCGCCCUUUUGUUUUGUUUGUGUGAGUUGUUUCUCCUUUUCUGGUUGGAGUCCGACGCAAGUCCAACGAUUGGCAGUUGGUUUCCUGUGUGUGUUUUGGUUCGGAUGCUGAUGUAAGUCCAGUGAUUGGCAUUCAGGCUCCACGUUUGCCUUUGCAUGUAUUUGUUUGUGUGCGUGUCAGCCGAGCUACGAAUGCUCUGAUUCUCCUUCGUCCAAAGGAGAUACGUAUGCAUAGGAUGCGAUAUCCUAGCGAGCAUGUGUCGUUUC
This is a messenger RNA of Lathyrus oleraceus (garden pea), 20992 nucleotides long. RefSeq lists its product as uncharacterized. Gene Ontology annotation, biological process: proteolysis. NCBI's taxonomy places the organism in Eukaryota, Viridiplantae, Streptophyta, Magnoliopsida, Fabales, Fabaceae. Gene Ontology annotation, molecular function: aspartic-type endopeptidase activity. The record is from RefSeq and is a predicted model, not a curated record. Bases 3746 to 5020 code for a protein of 424 amino acids. The transcript has 3 exons.